AUGCAAUGGCUCUCAGAUCUGGAAAUAUUUGCAACACUGGUCGCAGCCAUAAUACACGACUACCAGCACACGGGCACUACUAAUAAUUUCCAUGUCAUGUCCGGUUCCGAUAUAACACUAGUAUAUAAUGAUCGGUCAGUUCUGGAGAAUUAUCACAUCAGCGCCGCCUUCAAAGUGAUGCGAGAAAACGAUUCUAAUAUUCUCAUCAAUUUAAGUAAAGAAGAGUAUAGAGAAUUUCGGACUCUAGUUAUUGAUAUGGUUUUAGCGACUGACAUGUCCUCACAUUUUCAACAAAUAAAGACAUUGAAAACACUUUUAGGACACACGGAGUUUAAUAUCGAUAAAUCUAAAGGACUGGCAUAUAUAUUGCACAGCUCUGACAUAAGCCAUCCCAGCAAAUGCUUUAAUCUUCACUACAAAUGGACCAAACUUUUGAUGGAAGAGUUUUUCAGACAGGGAGAUAUGGAGAAAGAGCUCGGACUGCCUUAUUCACCAUUAUGUGAUCGCACCUCUACUCUAAUACCACAGUCUCAAAUAGGUUUUAUAGACUUCAUUGUCGGGCCAACAAUGGAAUUGUGUGGAGAUCUCAUCGAUCGAGUCAUUGCUCACAUAAACGGAUCUCAAGAAGUGGUCACUAAAAAUGAUUCAGACAUUCAUUUAGAAUUUAAAACGAGAACUAAAUCUUCGUCGGCGUCUCUUAGAAGCACUCAACGAAAUAACCUGUCAUUAGAUUCAGGAACUGAUUCAACAAAUUUUAGAUCGUCAUCGAGUGCUCCGUUAGCAUCAAGAAGUCCUGUAACUACAAUAAAAACAAACAAAAUGCAUAGACCUUGGAUUCAAUGUCUUGAAGACAACAAAAAUAAUUGGCAGGAAAGAGCAGCUGAAGGUAUCAUU
Molecule: messenger RNA, 894 nt
Organism: Medioppia subpectinata
Lineage: Eukaryota; Metazoa; Arthropoda; Arachnida; Sarcoptiformes; Oppiidae
Source: the annotation of a GenBank genome assembly